AUGCCAAAGACAGAAGUUGAGACUUUGCUGCUGGAGAUUGGUGCUGAAAUGGGGCGGACCGCAACAGAAAUGAAUCCCUUUGUUCGGAAGGUUGUCGAGGAGAACUGGCUAGAUACCAAAGAGAGUCUCAUAGCCUUGAAAGCUGAGCAGUGGAAACAACUUGGUCUGCCUCUUCGGCUAGAGACAGCCUUGAAAAUUCGAUUAGGCAUCUCUGCCGCUGUAUCUCCUGCUGACAAGUGCAGCGUCAGUGGAGACUCUCUGCCUCCAGAAGCAGCAGCUGAACGAUAUCUUUGCCUUUUUGGCACUAAUUUCCGCUUGUGCAAGGUGAACGCACUUUCUAAUGCCGCUGUUGGUAGUGGGGUUGGGUGCUCUUUACAAUGCGUCGCCUCUGCAGCAGAAGCGCCAACGGAAGAUGCCGCUCUUCCUGCAGACAAACAUCAGGUAGAUGAGUUUAGUGUGGAAUAUGGAACCCCCCCUGAAGGGCUUUUCGUUUCUUCCAUUGAAGAUGCAUUGGAUGCGCUUCAACGAGAGGUCAAGACAAACACACACACGAACACCCACACACCCACAAGCACCGAACUGCUUCGAGAGGCAAUUCGCGUGGUGCAGCAGUUGCUAUUAGGAGUUCUCGAGCAACCAACGCUGCCUAAGAGGCGCAAGGUGGGUAGACACCCCGCAGCCGUGAGGGUGUUGCUGGCGGUGGGGUUUCGAGAAGAAUUUCUUGAUGGCGAAAAGUUUUUUGUCUUGCGCACGGCGUAUAUCCGUCGGUUGGUGAUUUGUUAUCGCAUGCUCUCUGAGCCGGCUGCUGAACUUGGAGUUUCCUUCGCACCGCUUCCUAAGUGCUACUUCGACCCUUUCUCCAGCAGCAUUACUUGCAGUGCUGGUCAAAGCACACUUCCUCGGGCAGCAGCAGAGGCACGCGCCGCAGAAGCGCGAGAAAUCGAGAGACAAAUCAAAGAAAGGAAGCGGAUUCUUGCUACAGGAGGUGACGCUGCUCCUCCCCCCUUGAAUCUCCAAGUCUUUACUGCCGAAGAGAUGGGACGGUUGGAUCGGCAGCGACAGCAACAGCACCAGCAGCACGAGCGCUGGGAAGAGGCCCCCUCCUCUGCAGGCACCUUGACGCCAGCAGAUGUCAUGCGUAUCAAGGAGGUAAUGAGCGAAGGCCCCUCCUUCCAAUCGAGGGCAAAGCAGCAGUUGGAAAUGCUGCAGAAGCGUCCAAUCUUCACGGAAUGCUGCACGCCACCCCUCCGCCGCAUGAACCCCCGGAAAAGCCUCUAUGAGGAAGGCCUGCUGCCUCGCUGUCUGCUACAUCUCAAACUAGAGGAGAACUCGCCGGAGGCACCAGAGGCCUGUCUGGACAGCGAAGCCUUGCGCAAUGCUGGCGUAGUGUCUGUCCCCACCCCGAGUCGCAGCAGUGGUAUCACAGGUACUAGCAGCGCUGCUGCACGGCGGAGCGGUGGCGCAUAUUUACCUGGACACGAGGUCGCUGCAGCUAACGAGAGAAGCAGCAGCAGCAGCAGUAGUAGUAGUAGUAGUAGUGGCAGUAACAAGGGCCGGCACGCCCUCUCUCGGCUGUUUGGUUCCAAAGGGCACAAAUUAAGGCCACCGACAGCGAUUACGCAAAUCAGUAAAUCUAAAGGCCCCCUAAUAAGGGCACCCGUCCACCCCCUAUGGGGAAUGCAGCCCGCUGAAAAUGGCCGUAAAAAUACAUAG
This is a messenger RNA of Cyclospora cayetanensis, 1713 nucleotides long. RefSeq lists its product as uncharacterized. The transcript has 14 exons. The record is from RefSeq and is a predicted model, not a curated record. Lineage: Eukaryota; Apicomplexa; Conoidasida; Eucoccidiorida; Eimeriidae. Bases 1 to 1713 code for a protein of 570 amino acids.